Molecule: messenger RNA, 789 nt
Organism: Parnassius mnemosyne (clouded apollo)
Lineage: Eukaryota; Metazoa; Arthropoda; Insecta; Lepidoptera; Papilionidae
Source: the annotation of a GenBank genome assembly
AUGACGGAUGAUUCUACUGCAGAACGAAAUGCUUUGAGAACCAUUUUUCCAAAUGCUCGAUUAAUAUUGUGCGCAUUUCAUGUAUGUCAAGCCUUUUGGCGUUGGCUUUGCGUUACGGAUCACAAGGUUGACAUAAUGAAAAGACAGUCAAUCAUGAUGAGAUUUAGAAAUAUUCUUUUUGUAACUGAUCCAGAAGAAGCAGUAAAAUUGUAUGAGGGAUUGACAAUGGACGAGUAUAUUAAGACGAUGCCAGAUCUGUUAAAUCAUCUCAGUAACUUAUUGGAACAGCGACUAGAAUGGUGUAUCUCUUCUGGUAGGGUGGAUUUACUUACGCGAGGAAACAAUACUAACAACAUAACAGAAGCAUCUAUACGCAUUCUUAAAGACGUGAUACUCCAGCGCUGUAAAGCAUUUAAUGCUUGCGCAUUGGUAGAUUUCAUCACCUCCAUUUUUGAGAACUAUUUUCAGCGCCGCAUCAUUUCUUACGCUAACACGCGAAAAACCAAGGAUUCCAUAUAUGCAAUGUUCAUGAAAACUGCUCGAAAUAUUAAAAAUAUUUCUAAAGUCAACGAUAAUGAGUACAGUGUAGAAUCAGAGACAAAUUCAAAUACUUUUUACACUGUCAGAGACGAUUUAGCUGUUUGCGACUGUGAUGCUGAAAAAUGUGGAAGAUUUUGCAAGCACCUAUGUACUAUUGAGCAAAAAUCUGGGGUUAUAUUUCCGAAUUCUCCUCGGCUGUCUAUUCAUGAUAGAAUAUUACUAGCAAGAAUUGCGAUGGGGAUUAGAUAA